This is a messenger RNA of Bradysia coprophila, 2253 nucleotides long. RefSeq names its product pickpocket protein 28-like. Gene Ontology annotation, biological process: sodium ion transmembrane transport. Gene Ontology annotation, molecular function: ligand-gated sodium channel activity. NCBI's taxonomy places the organism in Eukaryota, Metazoa, Arthropoda, Insecta, Diptera, Sciaridae. Gene Ontology annotation, cellular component: plasma membrane. The record is from RefSeq and is a predicted model, not a curated record.
AUGGGGAAAGCAAGACAAUGGAAAAACGGAGGUCCAGAAGAUACCAUGCUCAAUAAACUUAUGAAACAAGGAAAAGUAAAUAAAUUUUCCAAACCGGCCGAUUUGCAAAAGACGAUUCCGGAAGUAUUUGGCUCGUUCACUUCCCAAGUUAUACGAAACCAUCUGAAUAUGAACAAACGAGUGAACGGUCUAUAUUUGGACGGACACUCCGAAUCCGAUGAGGACAAAGAACCCAAUAAUGAUGUUGAACAAACUCCGGAGAGUUCCAGUCGUCCGAGUGACGAUGUCAAGAUGGACAGUACCGGAGCCAAUACCUCGCAUUUGAAUUAUCCAUCAUUAACGAAGGAAUUCGAAUGCCCUGACACUGGAAAACAGAAAGUGUUGACUGUCGUUACAUUGCCCGGUGGCGUUAAAUACUUAACCGUCGAAUUGAAUGACGCUGGAACAACUUUCUUCGUGAAAUAUAUUAGGCCAAAAACAACGUUUACUGUAAACGAUUUAUUUAAGACCCGGUUGGAUAACGGUGAAUUUACCACAUAUCAUCCCAUGUUGGCAUGCUUCAAGUCAGCAUUGGCUGGCGUACGGAAAAGAAUUGAUUUGGCUCCGGAUGGUGCAAUCAAAGUUGCAUUACCGUUUAAGGUACAGACGACAGUUGAUUCGUGGACAAAAUGGGGUGUGAAACGCGACGACGGCUCGCAGGUUUUAGUAGCUGUUUUCUCAGGGGUUUGGUGGAUGUUAGCAUUUGCAUUGGCUCUGCUUUGUUGUGGUUACUCAAUUCAAAGUGUCUAUAUUAAGUGGUAUAGAAGUCCCAUUAUUGCAAGUUUUGGUGAGAGAUUAACACGAGUAUGGGAAAUACCAUUUCCAGCUGUGACAAUCUGCCCCGAAACUAAAGCCAAUAUGUCACAACUAAAUUUUACUCAUGUAUAUCACCAAAUAGCAGCCACGCAGAAGCCUCCAUUUAACAUUACUGACGAGGAGGACGAAUUAAUGGCGGCUGUGGUUCAAAUUUGUGAAUCACAUUUAACAGAACAUUUCGAUUUCGGUACAAAUUUUACGAAUAGCUCGAUAACAGACUUACUAAGAGAUACUGCUCCUAGUUCUUUCGACACAUUGUAUAUCUGCAAAUUCAGAAACUUGGUUGACUACUGCCAGAACUUUGAAGAAAUUAUGACCGAAGAAGGGCUAUGCUUUACUUUCAACACACUGAAUGGUUCGGAGCUAUUUACUGAAGACCUAAGUCCCGAUUACACGCGAAUCGACCACAAUAUGUCUGCAAUUUUUUGGAACCUAGAAGAUGGAUAUGACACUUCGUUCGAAAUAGACCCACAAACAUAUCCGUACCGCAUAUUUGGUUCUGGUCAACAAUUCGGUCUUUUCGUUCUGUUGGCAUUGUACGAACAAAAUUUGGAAUAUAUCUGUCGUGGUCCGGUACAAGGAUUCAAAAUUGUAUUACACACACCCGGUGAAGUCCCGCAGGUGUCGAAACACUAUUUCAGGGUGACGUUGCAUCAGGAGGUGUUGGUGUCAGUAAAGCCAAACAUGAUAACUACAUCGGAAGAACUGAGACAUUAUGAACCGAACAGGCGACAGUGCUACUUUGCAUCGGAACGAAAGCUGCGCUUUUUGAAAGUGUACACUCAAAGAAACUGCGAGUUGGAAUGUCUAGCGAACUUCACAUUGCAGGCAUGUGGAUGUGUGAAAUUCUCCAUGCCAAGGGAUAAGGAUACACCAAUCUGCGGAGCUGCGAAAAUCGCUUGUUACAAUGCAGCAGAAGACAAAUUGUUAAAGGAACAAUUUACGGAAGGAUUGACCCUUGAGCCUGGCGCUGAAAGAGUGAAAGCCUGCAAUUGUUUACCUGCUUGCACUUCGAUAACAUAUGAUGCGGAAAUUUCACAAGGUUCAUUUGAUUGGGUGUCUUGGUUUAAUGCUUACAGCAGUCCUUUGGACGAAUUUCCAGGUUUGCAACCCGCUCGAUUGUCGAUCUUUUUCAAAGAAAGUCAGUUCAUCGCAUCGAAACGUAUGUAUGGCCCAACUGAAUUGUAUGGUCCAAUUGAUUUUCUGGCGAAUUGCGGUGGUUUGCUUGGACUUUUCAUGGGUGCGUCAUUUUUGAGCAUUGUCGAGCUGCUGUACUUUGUCUCAUUGCGAUUGUUUUGUAAUUUACGUUCGCGCAUGAAUCGAAAGAAAGAAAUUGCUGAUUCAGCGGGACCAGGAAUCGUUGUCGUAAAGCCAAAUUCCGACGAUAACGAGGAGUAG